Verticillium alfalfae VaMs.102 is the source of this 396-nucleotide messenger RNA. Its product is annotated as peptidyl-prolyl cis-trans isomerase PIN4. Bases 1 to 396 code for a protein of 131 amino acids. Lineage: Eukaryota; Fungi; Ascomycota; Sordariomycetes; Glomerellales; Plectosphaerellaceae. The transcript has 2 exons. Gene Ontology annotation, biological process: rRNA processing. Gene Ontology annotation, molecular function: DNA binding; peptidyl-prolyl cis-trans isomerase activity. The record is from RefSeq and is a predicted model, not a curated record.
AUGGGGAAGAACGACAAGAAGCCCGCCGGCGAUAAAAAGGCCGGCAAGGGCUCUGACACGAAGGAUACCAGCAAGGUCAAGGGCGCGCAGUCCAUUAACGUCCGGCACAUUCUGUGCGAGAAACACGGCAAGAAGGAAGAAGCAUUGGCGAAAAUCCGUGACGGAGCCAAGUUUGACGAUGUAGCAAGGGAAUUCUCCGAGGACAAGGCACGUCAGGGAGGCUCUUUGGGUUGGAAGAGCCGGGGAAGCCUGGAUCCGGCGUUCGAAGAGGUGGCAUUUGGGCUCGAGGCGAGCUCAACGGGCAGUCCCAAGUGGGGAGAAGCCAAGACAGGAUUCGGGUAUCAUAUUAUCAUGGUGAGUUGCACCGUCGCUCUUUGUUUGAAGAGUGGGCCAUGA